GUACGGUCCUUCAGUUGCCAUUUUGAGUGAAGGUGAGCACCCUGCACCAUCCACAGCGUAUUUUAGCAUCAUCUUUGCAUUUAAACAUAUACAUACGCUUUGCUCUGUUCGAUUAUCGAGGGGGAAGCGCUGUGGUCGAGAUUUUGGUGCUAUAGCUUCUUUGCAUUUUCUACUUGGUAAGGUCUACACCUGAUAGCUGACUAAAUAUUCCUAUUGGGAGACAAAGGCAUUAUGUUGCUUCAUAAAGACCCAAAUGGAGAAAAGGCUCAUAUUUUUAAGUGGGGUGUCAAAAGGGGAGUUGGUCGAACGAACAAAGAUAUCCACUUUUACGAGUCAUUUACUUACCAUGGUGUGGAAUACUUUCUUUAUGAUUGUGUUCAUUUUCAAGACAUUGGCACUGUUGAGAGUUAUAUUGGCAAGCUUGUGAAAAUAUAUGAGACUCCAACACAUGAAAAGAAAGUAAAGGUGGUAUGGUUCUUUCGUCCUGGUGAAAUACGUAAUUUUUUAGGAGAUUAUGAGCCAAGGUGGAAUGAGAUAUUUUUAGCAUCUGGCGAGGGUAAAGGUCUUUCCAACAUUAACCAUUUGGAAGCCAUUGUCGAUAAAUGCAAUGUUAUUUGUGCAUCAUCUGACAAGAGAAAUCCUCAACCAACUGAGCAAGAGUUAAAAUUGGCUGAGUACAUUUUCUAUUGUUCUUUUGAUGUCAGAGAAUGCAAAAUACUGAAGAACUUUGCAGAUCAUAUAGAUGGAAUCAAAGUGGAACAUUUUUUCAACAAAACAAAAGAUAAGGUCAUCUCCCAGCCAACUCUCAAGCUAGUUGUGAAAGGGAAUGGUCAUGAAGUAAGAAAGGAAUCCAAGGAGGUCACAGCUGUUUUAGGUGAGCAAGAAGACAUUUCCUAUGAGCAUGCCAUUUUGAGCCGCAAAAGUCCUAAUGACAGUGGUGGAACUGGUCCUAGCAAAAUCCCAUGCAGCCAAGUUGAUGAUAAAGCUAAAAAAGUUAGAUCUUACAGGGAUUCCUUUACUUUUGAUACAUCAAAUAUCCAGCCUCAUAAGAAGAGAAAGUUAUCUCAGGGUGAAAGGGAAGGAACUGUUUCUAACAAAGUAGGCCCUCGAGUUGCACUAGAUAGGGGUGCCAAAACUGUCGGCAAGGUUACUACAAGACCAGACUCUGAUAAAAGACAUUGGUUCAAGGAAACAACCUGGGGAGACAAAUUGCGGAUGGCUGAAGAAGCAGGUACCUUGGUUUUGCUUGAAAAUUUGGAUAGAUCCAUCACAUCAUCAGAAAUAGAGGAUCUGCUUUUGCAUGCACUUAACCAAAGGGUUCAGGCAAAGGUGAUCCAUCACAGUACUUUCUCUAGCCCACAGAAUGAUUCAGGACUGGUAUUGUCAUAUGCCAUAACAGGUAAAUGUUUAGUUAUAUUUGAGUCAAAAGAUGCAGCUGACUCCUCAGUAUCCAAGCUGCAGAGGAGCUGCCUAAUGAUGGCUGGAGGGAGACCUCUUGUUUGUAGCACGUUUUCUCUGAGGGAUCCUGCUAAACCUGCCACAUUCAUGGGCCAUAUCUGUCUUUCCAGAAUCAAGCGAAGGCAAUCCGAAGAGAUGGUAAUGAAUAUCACCAAGCAGUUUAUAUUUUCUUUCCUUGUACUGCAGCCCAAUACCGUGGAACAUGUUAUGGCAAUGGACUGGCGCGUGCUACAGGAGAAGUCUGAUAAUUGGUGGAAGCAAUUACACAUGAGGCAAGCGAAGGAAAUAGAAGAUGCGCGGAACCAGCUAAGAAUGAAUUAUGAUAACUAGCCAAGUUAAAUUAGGGAGCAUUGGGAAAUUUUUGAUGUUUUUGGAAUUAUGGAGGGCAUACAAGGGUUUUUUUUUUUUUGGCUUCACUGAUAGGACAAGCGGAAAUUCCUAAAUGGUAGGGUGUAGUUUAGAAAGGCACAUUGAUUCUGGUGAUUGCUUCUUUCACCUCGAUUUCCUGUCAGGUACUUCAACAAUCUUGAAAACCUCUCUAUGUAUAGCAUGUUAGAACGGACAAGGUGUUAAUUCAACAAUGCAAUUUUAUCCUGGUA
Messenger RNA from Jatropha curcas, 2057 nucleotides. The record is from RefSeq and is a predicted model, not a curated record. NCBI's taxonomy places the organism in Eukaryota, Viridiplantae, Streptophyta, Magnoliopsida, Malpighiales, Euphorbiaceae.